AUGGAAAAAUCUGUUCUUUGUGAGAGAAAUAUAACAUUCACCACUGUUUUACAUUCUUCCAAACCACUAAAAUUACCACCAGAACAAUUAAUAAGAAAUAAUGUGGGACUAAAAGAGAAACGAGUGGAAGCUGAUGUAUCUAAAUUGAGAAAAGAAAUCAUUAUUCCAAUCACUAUUGUCUUAUCCUUGGCGUCAAUAAUACUUAUCGCUGUAAUCAUCGUCUAUCAUUGCAGAAGAAAACGAAGAAAACAAGAUGCAUCGAUUAUCUCCGUAAAUGAUUCACAAAUGAAAUCCAAUGAGAGGACAGAUAUGAAGUUAAAAUCAGAUAUUGGAGGUGUACCAAAUUCAUCUAAAAUUUAUCCCACUAUUGUGAUUUCCUCAGAAAUUCCACCUGGUUCACCUGUAAUAACUUCAAAUACACCACCGCCAAUAUGUAGAGUGGAUUUGAAACGAUAUUCUUCGGGAAAAAGCUUUUCGUCAAUUUGA
This is a messenger RNA of Heterobilharzia americana, 486 nucleotides long. NCBI's taxonomy places the organism in Eukaryota, Metazoa, Platyhelminthes, Trematoda, Strigeidida, Schistosomatidae. The record is from the annotation of a GenBank genome assembly.